CUGCAUCGCGUUACUCGUUGUUUGCUAUUAAAGAAAACAAACAACUCUCUUCUCCUCUCCUCUCCUCUCUUCUCCCUCCGCUCUCCUCCAAUACCGGUGAGCAGUCUUCUAGUGAGAGAAAACUACAGGUCAGCUCAACUCAACUGAACUCCAAAACAGCAGUUUUAGAGAGAGAAAGAGAGAGACAGAGAGAGAGUCUUGUGUUUCUUAGAUCGUGGUGCUAUGGCGAGAGAUACUCUCGCAGCGAAAUGGAUCUGCUUUUGUGCAUUGGUUUUGGUUGUUGUUCCUUGUAAUUCCUUUUAUCUUCCUGGUGUCGCACCUGCAGAUUUCCUCAUGGGGGAUGAACUGAAGGUGAAAGUAAACAAACUGACUUCUACAAAAACACAACUUCCUUACUCAUACUAUUCGCUCCCUUACUGUCAUCCGGAGCGCAUAGUUGAUAGUGCAGAAAAUCUUGGGGAAGUUCUUCGUGGUGACCGCAUAGAAAACUCUCCUUACGUGUUUAAAAUGAGAGAACCACAAAUGUGCAAGAUUUUAUGCCGUAUUACACUUGAUGCAAAAACUGCAAAGGAAUUCAAGGAAAAGAUAGAUGAUGAGUAUCGGGUCAACAUGAUAUUGGACAAUCUUCCACUAGUUUUCCCCAUUCAAAGGUCUGAUCAGGAAAAUUCCAUAGUGUAUCAACAUGGCUUUCAUGUUGGUCUUAGAGGACAGUAUGCUGGAAGCAAAGAGCAAAAGCAUUUUAUUCACAAUCAUUUAGCAUUUACUGUCAAAUAUCACAAAGAUGCUCAGACAGAUUCAGCCAGGAUUGUUGGAUUUGAAGUAAAACCAUUCAGUGUUAAGCAUGAGUUCGAAGGUGAGUGGAAGAAGGAGAAUACCCGCUUAACAACCUGUGAUCCACAUGCAAAACGUUUGGUUACCAGUUCGGAAACUCCCCAGGAGGUGGAAGAUAAAAAGGACAUCAUCUUUACCUAUGAUGUUGAGUUCCAGGAGAGUGAUGUAAAGUGGGCCUCUCGGUGGGAUACUUAUCUUCUGAUGGCUGAUGAUCAGAUUCACUGGUUUUCAAUUGUCAAUUCGUUGAUGAUUGUUCUUUUCCUUUCUGGGAUGGUGGCUAUGAUCAUGUUACGGACACUUUAUCGGGAUAUCUCCAAGUACAACCAACUUGAGACCCAAGAAGAAGCCCAAGAAGAGACUGGGUGGAAAUUGGUCCAUGGUGAUGUUUUCAGGCCUCCGAUGAAUUCUGAUUUACUCUGUGUCUAUGUUGGAACAGGUGUUCAGUUUUUUGGCAUGAUUCUUGUCACCAUGAUAUUUGCUGCCCUCGGUUUCCUUUCCCCUUCAAACCGAGGUGGGUUGAUGACAGCUAUGCUCCUUCUGUGGGUAUUUAUGGGCCUGUUUGCUGGAUACUCUUCAGCUCGUCUUUACAAGAUGUUCAAGGGAACAGAAUGGAAGAAAAUCACCCUCAAAACAGCCUGCAUGUUUCCUGCAAUAGUGUUUGCCAUCUUCUUUGUCUUGAAUGCUCUUAUAUGGGGAGAAAAGUCCUCUGGGGCAGUGCCAUUUGGAACCAUGUUUGCACUGGUAUUUUUGUGGUUUGGUAUCUCAGUGCCACUUGUCUUUGUUGGUAGUUACAUUGGUUUCAAGAAGCCAGCCAUUGAAGAUCCAGUGAAAACAAAUAAGAUACCCAGGCAGAUCCCGGAACAGGCCUGGUACAUGAACCCAGCUUUCUCUAUCCUCAUUGGAGGCAUUCUUCCAUUUGGAGCUGUGUUUAUUGAGCUCUUCUUCAUUCUUACCUCAAUAUGGUUACAUCAAUUCUAUUACAUAUUUGGUUUCCUAUUCAUCGUCUUCAUCAUCCUGCUGGUCACUUGUGCCGAGAUCACAAUCGUACUUUGCUACUUCCAGCUGUGCAGUGAGGACUACCUUUGGUGGUGGAGGUCAUACCUGACUUCAGGGUCCUCUGCUCUGUAUCUGUUCCUUUAUGCUGCUUUUUACUUCUUCACAAAGCUUGAGAUCACAAAGCCAGUGUCUGGGAUAUUGUACUUUGGGUACAUGCUGAUUGUCUCGUAUGCGUUCUUUGUGCUGACUGGUGCAAUCGGUUUUUAUGCCUGUUUCUGGUUUACCAGGCUCAUCUACUCGUCAGUGAAAAUUGACUGAUGGAUUAAUUGUUUCUUUGUGAAAAGAAUGGCCUAUUUGUUUCUACACACAAGGCUGCACAUAUUAUUUGGACAGGGUCAGAGACGAGGAAUGGUGGUACUUGGAAAGUUACCAUUGGGAUUCAGUUUUGAAUUGUUAAAGCAUAGAAAUUGUUAUUAGUCGCCUUUUCAUACAGGUUCUUUGGCAGGUUUAGUUAAUAUUUUUAUUUCUUUUUGUUUGUUUCUUUUUUUUCCUUGUGUUUUGUUUUUAUGUGACUGACAUUUGAGAGGAUUGUUGAGCAAUCACCCUAUCCCUCCUUGUUCUGAAAAUGGAAAACAAUUCUUGUAUUAUUGGUGCUA
Ricinus communis (castor bean) is the source of this 2483-nucleotide messenger RNA. RefSeq names its product transmembrane 9 superfamily member 8. The transcript is spliced from 7 exons. The coding region runs from base 223 to 2145 and encodes 640 amino acids. Gene Ontology annotation, biological process: protein localization to membrane. Gene Ontology annotation, cellular component: membrane. The record is from RefSeq and is a predicted model, not a curated record. NCBI's taxonomy places the organism in Eukaryota, Viridiplantae, Streptophyta, Magnoliopsida, Malpighiales, Euphorbiaceae.